AUGCCUGACAAUGAGCCAAAAGACGAGCGCGAGCGGCGGGCAUCGAAAGUCGACGAGACAGAGACGAAGCUAGAAGCGGCUGGGAUCGUGAAGCCGCCGGAUGGUGGUUAUGGAUGGGUCGUGGUGGCGGCGUCAUUUAUCGCAAACAUGAUCGUUGACGGGAUCAUCUUCACCGUCGGCGAGUCGUGUCUGAAGCUGUGGAAGGCGGACUUUGCGAGCUCGGACACGGCGGCCGCUUUCACCACCUCACUGCUCUCGGGCAGCUAUUUGCUCGUCGGCCCCCUCGCCUCAGCCCUUGCCAACAAUUAUGGUUGUCGUGCGGUCACAAUCCUCGGCGCUUUCAUCUCCUGUUUUGGUUUCAUGGCCUCAACUCUUGUACCGCAGAUCUUUCUCUUGUACAUCACUUUUGGAGUGAUUGAGGUGGAGUUUUGUUUCCGCGUCGGCUUCGGUUUGGUCUAUCUGCCGGCGAUCGUCAUCGUCCCGCAAUACUUCGACAAUAAGCGUCCCUUAGCGGUCGGGUUGGCCGUUUGCGGGUCGGGCAUUGGCACCUCGCUAUUCGCCUUGCUGAACCCAAUCGUGAUGACCCUUGUCAACAACCAGUGGCGCUACUUCAUCGUUUUCAUCGCCUUCUCGUCGCUGAUCUCCGUUCUGGCCGGUUUAUUCUCCAAAUCCGUGCAAGCAAGCGAGAAACAAGUGGAAGAGGUGACCAAGCUUGCCGAAGAGUACGAAAAAGAGAAGGAGCCAGCCGAGGGUUUGCGCGGCGAGCGGAACGAUUUCGAUCCUAAUCGACCCUUUUUGUCGACGCUUGAGCUGAACGCUGAGAAGACCCAGCAAAAAGACGUCUGGUCUCAGCACGAUCUGGCGACGGAGGUCACCCGGGAAUCAGUUACUGAUUUGAAUCGACCACUCUCGAAACAAGACGUUUUCUAUCCCGGGUCCACAUCGAGUCUUCAUCAGAGAACGAGGACAAGAUCGGCCUCGGCAGCCGACCGCGAGGCAUUCAUCAAGCCGGAUGAGGUGCACCAAUCGUCGCAUCGCAUCUCGACAGUCGGGCUGCCAGCUGCGGCUGAACCGCUUCCCCUAUCCGGCCCAAGGAGAUGGCUGUGCGCGAUCGGACGGAAGUACGGCCCUGCC
Mesorhabditis belari is the source of this 1134-nucleotide messenger RNA. NCBI's taxonomy places the organism in Eukaryota, Metazoa, Nematoda, Chromadorea, Rhabditida, Rhabditidae. The record is from the annotation of a GenBank genome assembly.